ACAAGGCAAAAGACAGAUCUCCUGGUCUAUUUUUUUCUUUUUUGGAAUAUAUAUUUUUUCGACCUUAAGGUACUGUUUGAACAGUGUGGACAUUGCACAGAUACAUAUCGAAAUGGAAGGAAAAUGCUGGCCCUACAAGUACAUUGCUUUAGUGUGUGUCUUCUCAUGCUGCUUAGGAUUAGUGGCUGCUGUAGAAAGGCGAUAUGUGAAUGAAUGGGCUGCAGAGAUCCCUGGAGGUCCAGAGGAAGCUCGGGCAUUGGCCACUGAAUUGGGCUAUGACUACGCUGGGCAGAUUGGAUCACUUCAAAAUCAUUUUCUAUUCAGACAUAGGGAACACCCCAGGAGAAUGCGGAGAAGUGCUCCACACAUUACAAAGCGGUUAUCUGAUGAUGAUCGGGUUUCGUGGGCAGAACAGCAGUAUAUCAAGCAAAGGACAAAGAGAGGCUAUGUGAUGAAGACAGACUCAGAAAACCUUUUUAACGAUCCUAUGUGGAAAAGUCAGUGGUAUUUGAGAGACACAAGAGUCAACCCAACGUUGCCAAAGCUGGAUUUACAUAUCAUACCAGUCUGGAGGAAGGGAAUAACUGGAAAAGGCAGUGUUAUAACAGUUCUCGAUGAUGGGCUGGAAUGGAACCAUACAGAUAUCUAUGCAAAUUAUGAUCCAGAAGCAAGUUAUGACUUUAAUGAUAAUGACAAAGAUCCGUUCCCAAGAUACGACAUUACAAAUGAGAACAAGCAUGGAACAAGAUGUGCAGGAGAAGUUGCAAUGGUUGCAAACAACAACAAAUGUGGAGUUGGUGUUGCUUUUAAUGCCAAAGUAGGAGGGAUUCGGAUGUUAGAUGGAGUUGUUACUGAUGCCAUUGAAGCAAGUUCCAUUGGAUUUAAUCCCCAGCAUGUAGACAUUUAUAGUGCCAGCUGGGGACCAAACGAUGAUGGAAAAACAGUGGAAGGCCCUGGAAGAUUAGCACAAAAGGCCUUUGAGUAUGGCAUCAAACAGGGCCGAAAUGGAAAAGGCUCGAUUUAUGUGUGGGCUUCGGGUAAUGGUGGCAGACAGGGAGAUAACUGUGACUGUGAUGGAUACACAGACAGUAUUUACACCAUCUCAAUCAGCAGUGCGUCACAGCAAGGACUAUCUCCCUGGUAUGCAGAGAAAUGUUCCUCCACAUUAGCCACAGCAUACAGCAGUGGAGACUACACUGAUCAGAGGAUUAUAAGUGCUGAUCUACAUAACGACUGCACAGAAACACAUACUGGCACCUCUGCCUCCGCUCCAUUGGCUGCUGGCAUCUUCGCUCUUGCUCUGGAACAAAAUCCUAAUCUUACAUGGAGAGAUAUGCAACACCUGGUUGUCUGGACAAGUGAGUACGACCCUCUAGCUAAUAAUCCUGGCUGGAAGAAGAACGGAGCGGGUCUUAUGGUCAAUAGUCGCUUUGGAUUUGGACUACUGAAUGCUAAGGCCCUUGUGGAUUUAGCUGAUCCUAAAAGAUUUAAAUCUGUGCCAGAGAAGAAAAUCUGCAUUGUUAAAGACAGUGACUUUGAACCCAGGCUUUUUAGAUCGGUGGAUGAAAUUACAAUUGAGAUCCCCACAAAGGCAUGUGAAGGCCAAGAUAAUUAUAUCAAGUCUCUGGAACAUUUACAACUGGAAGCCACUAUUGAGUAUACACGCCGAGGAGACCUUCAUAUUACACUAACUUCUCCAUCAGGAACCAGGACAGUUCUCUUGACUGAAAGAGAAAGAGACACAUCAACUAAUGGUUUUAAAAACUGGGCUUUUAUGUCUGUCCAUACCUGGGGAGAAGACGCAGCAGGAACCUGGACUGUCAAAAUCACUGAUGUGUCUAAAAGAUUAGAAAAUGAAGGAAGAAUAGUUAACUGGAAGCUGAUUCUGCAUGGAACAUCUACCCGCCCAGACCACAUGACCCAUCCCAGAGUGUAUACUUCUUAUAAUGUGGUUCAGAAUGACCGAAGAGGUGUCGAGAAGAUGACAAAUAUUCAAGAGGAAACUUCCAAUGUAAAAUUAGCUACAGAGAAGCCAACAGAAAAUGAUGAAACAGAGGAUACUGUGAAAUCGGAAGCCAUGCUGCGUCUUCUAAAGAAUGCCUUUGACAGAGAAGGGUCUUUACUUACAGAGGAACAGGCUAAAAUUCCCAAUAACCAUUAUUAUCAGGCUCUGGAAAAACUUAACAAGCAGUCAGAUGCAAAGAACAGGGUGAACAGUCUAUACAGUGACUAUAUUGACCGAUUCUAUAAUAGCAAACCCUAUAAGCAUAGAGAUGAUCUUUUAUUGCAAGCGCUCCUAAAUAUUGUAGACAAGGAUUCAUAGGGUUAAAUUGAUUUUACAGUUGGAAACAUGCCUCCACCCAUUAAAUGUUGACAUCCAUAACUCCAGAUUUCCAAACAGUUCUGUGAAAAUGCCAAAAAUGAAUUUUGUGAAUAUUCUAUAAAUUAGGAAAUGCUCCAGUUGGAAAAAGAUGUGUGAGCAAACUUAUAUAUAGUCAAUGAAAUUAGCAGCAUACCAUAUGUGUGUGAAAAGUUACUACUGUGAGAUAUAGCCAAUACUGGUAUUUAUUUUGAACCACUGACAAAAUUGUAAUGAUAAAAGUGCCAUAAAAGACAAUGGGAAAUGUUUA
Molecule: messenger RNA, 2630 nt
Organism: Nanorana parkeri
Lineage: Eukaryota; Metazoa; Chordata; Amphibia; Anura; Dicroglossidae
Gene: PCSK1
Product: proprotein convertase subtilisin/kexin type 1
Exons: 14
Coding region: 113-2323 (736 amino acids)
Biological process (GO): protein processing
Cellular component (GO): Golgi membrane; trans-Golgi network
Molecular function (GO): serine-type endopeptidase activity
Source: RefSeq, a predicted model, not a curated record